GCCGGCCGGGCCCUUUCGCCCGCCGCCCGCCAUCUUGCGAGGAACCAUUGGGGUUAUUGUCCGCCGCUCGGGCUCGGCGGGGCCGGCGCCGCUCGGGCUGCCCGGGCGCUGACGGGGCGGCGGGGGCCGGCUCGGCGUGAAGAGCCCGGGGCGGGGCGGUGGCGCCAUGGAGGAUGAAAUGCCCAAGACCCUAUACGUGGGGAACCUGUCAAGAGAUGUGACCGAAGCACUAAUCCUCCAGCUGUUCAGCCAGAUCGGACCCUGCAAAAACUGCAAAAUGAUCAUGGAUACAGCUGGAAAUGAUCCGUACUGCUUUGUGGAGUUCUACGAGCACCGGCACGCGGCUGCAGCCCUGGCUGCCAUGAACGGCCGGAAGAUAAUGGGUAAGGAGGUCAAAGUGAAUUGGGCAACGACUCCCAGCAGCCAGAAGAAAGACACCAGCAACCAUUUCCACGUCUUCGUCGGAGACCUCAGUCCAGAAAUUACAACUGAAGAUAUCAAAGCAGCUUUUGCACCGUUCGGAAGAAUAUCAGACGCACGUGUGGUGAAGGACAUGGCGACGGGAAAAUCCAAAGGCUACGGCUUCGUCUCCUUCUUCAACAAAUGGGACGCGGAGAACGCGAUCCAGCAGAUGGGCGGCCAGUGGCUCGGGGGAAGGCAAAUCCGAACGAACUGGGCGACGAGAAAACCUCCGGCUCCAAAGAGCACAUAUGAAGCAAACACCAAACAGCUGUCAUACGACGAGGUGGUCAAUCAGUCCAGCCCCAGCAACUGCACCGUGUACUGCGGAGGUGUCACCUCGGGCCUGACAGAGCAGCUCAUGCGCCAGACCUUUUCUCCCUUCGGGCAGAUCAUGGAAAUCCGAGUGUUUCCCGACAAAGGCUACUCCUUCGUACGGUUUAAUUCUCACGAGAGCGCGGCACACGCCAUCGUGUCCGUCAAUGGGACGACGAUCGAAGGACACAUUGUCAAGUGCUACUGGGGCAAGGAGACGCCGGACAUGGUCAGUCCGGUGCAGCAGAACCAGCUGGGCUACCCGCCGGCGUACGGGCAGUGGGGCCAGUGGUACGGCAGCGCCCAGCUGGGCCAGUUCGUCCCCAACGGCUGGCAGGUCCCCGCCUACGGGCUGUACGGCCAGCCCUGGAACCAGCAGGGCUUCAGUCAGACGCAGUCUUCAGCGGCGUGGAUGGGCCCCAACUAUGGGGUGCAGCCACCGCAGGGGCAGAACGGGAGCGUCGUCCCCAACCAAAGCGGGUAUCGCGUGGCUGGAUUCGAGACACCCUGAGGAGGAGGAGGAGGAGGAAGAGGAGGAAAAGACUCUGAAAGCGACCGGAGCGUCGUCCACCGCAGAGAUCGAUCUGCUCAAGCGUCAGCCACGACGUAUUUAUUUAAAAGAAAGGAUGAAAAAACAACAAAAGCGCAUUUUUAAUCAUGAAAGUUGUCAUCGGCAUUGUUAAAAAAAAAAACAAAAACGAAAAAAAAAACCACAACAACACGCGAAACGAAACAAAAAAACAAAUCACACUAAACGAGAUGCUGGAUGUUCUGCCAACUUUUGCCUUCUUUUUCCUCUUUUUUUUUUGACGUGUUUCUGAAGAUCCGCGUUUCUCGAAACGCAGCAAAUGCAGGGAGUGCUGCCGCUGGCAAAGAAACGUACCGCGGGGGCAGCGAAUUGCACAAGCGUCAACCUCGCCGGGUUUAAUUGUGUUCUCUGUUUUCUUUCCUCGGAAGUAGCGCAUCGUUCUCGUUUGCAUUCCGAACGAUUUUAAAUGUAUUAUAAAGCGUUGUACAAAAAAAAAAAACAAACAAAAAGAAAAAUAAGAAGCCAAAAGCGUGCGAAUCCCGAAGCCGCCGCCUCUUCGGCCUUCGCACCGUCCGUUAAACGAGCCUCUUGUACAAAACCUCCGUCUGUGCGCCGGGUUUUUGUGCGUUACCGCCGGGUUUUCGCGACGAUAAAUUAUGAGUUUACAUCUGUUUUUUUAUAUCUCAGCGUGUUUUUCAGCCUUCGCUUUAGGACGGGGAAGGGGAUGGCGACCGGGUCCCCUCGCAAGGGAGGAUUUUUACCCCAUAAGGGUGAAAAAUCCCCUUUCAACUAAAAUGUGAGAUUUUCCUACACGCCGGCCGCGUUGUUUUGCUUUUUUUGUUCUUUUUUUUUUACCGAUUUCUACAUUUACGUGUACUGAUGAUGUAACAUACCUUAGCAAAUUAAUAUUUUGCACAACCGUGAGCCACCUUUGUACGUUUCCUUAUUUAAAGGAGUCCUUUGACACGA
Messenger RNA from Columba livia (rock pigeon), 2272 nucleotides. RefSeq names its product TIA1 cytotoxic granule associated RNA binding protein (gene TIA1). Bases 167 to 1285 code for a protein of 372 amino acids. Gene Ontology annotation, molecular function: RNA binding. The record is from RefSeq and is a predicted model, not a curated record. NCBI's taxonomy places the organism in Eukaryota, Metazoa, Chordata, Aves, Columbiformes, Columbidae. The transcript is spliced from 12 exons.